Molecule: messenger RNA, 2413 nt
Organism: Sitophilus oryzae (rice weevil)
Lineage: Eukaryota; Metazoa; Arthropoda; Insecta; Coleoptera; Curculionidae
Exons: 10
Coding region: 161-967 (268 amino acids)
Source: RefSeq, a predicted model, not a curated record
UUGCAAGAAUAUGGAUCGGCUGGUCAACACUCAAAGAGAAUGAUUGCAGUUCUCCGAAUCCGCCACUACUUGAUCUCGAUUCAAUAAAAAAGGUCGUGGAAUAUGAGUUACUUAAAAAUUCAUCAACACUAUCCCAGCCAAAGAAAAGAGAGAUAAAGGAAUGUGGGCCAAAGUUUAUAAGAAAAGGAGACGUAUUCCACCCCAUCUUUGGACUAAGGAGUCGUUUAAGCAUGGUAUUUGGCCCGCUCCUGAUUUUUGCCUUAUUUAUAAAUAUAAUGUAGAUCAAGUGAUAAUAUCUACCAACACAUCAAUAUCACUUAUUAAAGAUUUUGAUUCGAAAGAGCUCUAUGAGUGGAUGUUACAUAGUCCAACUGCCAAUGUCGUAAUAAUUGUGGUUCAUGAAAAAUGGCCCGAAAAAUUAACUGAAAAAAUUAACGAAGCAUUUAGUAAAUCAUAUGUUUUGGUAUGGGACUGGUCGAUGUAUACCUACAGUUCAUUCCUUUUUACAGAAAAAUUGGUCGGUGAAAGGUUGUCUCAAUGGAUUCUCAAUCUAGGCAUACCGGGUGAUAAAAUUACAAUAAUUGAUCACUACCUAAUAUCUCCGAAAUACUGGCCAGUCGAGAUUAUAGAGGUAGGUGAGGAAUGGCCAGCAGUGGAUUUCGCUAUAGCAGAGCCUUACGAUGCUAACAACGUGAGCAUUAAGUUUUACAAACCGACUCACGAAGUCAUUGCUUUCGAUGUGAGCAGUCCUAGGUCGAUCAGAAGCGUGGUGCAAGGUGUAGCGCAUUUUUUUAUCAUAGUAACCGAAGAACCUGCUGAAAAAUGGGCUCAUGACUUGAAGGAUAAGUUACUCAAAGCAUCCACCUCUAACUACGUCAUUAUCGUGGAUUGGUCCAUGUACGUUUUCAACUCGUACAUGUUUACUGCUGCUUACUCUAAGAGAGUUGCUGAUACGGUUGCUGCCUAGGUUCAUAUCAGUGAAAUUCCAUCAGCAAAUCUGGAAAUGAUAGGUUAUGCCACAAGUGGUCACGUGAUUGGUUUGAUGGGACCUUAGAGAGAACUACAUCGUAGAACGGAUGGUGGUGUUAGACCCAGCCCAUAGGAUGUGAAGCAUCAUUGAAAGUCAACAUGCAAUCGGCUAAUCUGGUUCAAGUUAUCCACACUAAUAUCGGAUACUACGGAUAUUCUGAUCCUUUAGGUCACUUUGACAUAUAUGCUAACGACGGAAUCUAUCAACCGCAUUGCAAGAGCGCAGAAAACGUUAACAAGUGUUCUCAUAUGGCUGCCGUUCAAUAUUACAUGGAUUCGAUUAAAAUUCGCGCUCAAGCCAGAGAAACAGAGUACUAUAACGGUACUUUAACGUCUGAGGGUAAAGCAUACGUCGACUUUGGUUAUUGGUUAACUUCGUAUACAAAAUACAAACCUGGAGUUUACAGGUUGGACACUAAUGAGGAUUAUCACUACUUAAACGGAUACGUUGAUCUGUCUGAAGACGAUCUUGUUAUGGAACCAACGAAGUUCUCAACUCGACUCGCUACAUCCACAGAGAUUUCAGACAAAUCGUUUUUAGCGGUUUUUCUAACUAUGUGAAAACAGAGUUUAGCGUGGAAAGUCCUCUGUACAGGAUACCGUUACCUGCCACAUGGUUUAAUGUCUAUGAUGGCGGCCAGGUGUUUAUUAGUUUAGACAUUGAAGAAAAAACCGGCCUUGAAUGUUUAUAUAUUCUUGCUUUAGGAUGGAUAUAUUGAAAGACACAAUAUUAACAAACGUACCGAAAAGCAUGGUACUCGGUUUUACUUGGAUGACGUAUAAGUUUGGUUAUAAGGUCGAUUCGGAACUUGCCAGACCAAUAGGAGAGACUAUAGCGGAUAUUUUAACAAUUAUGUUUAGCACAUAUGUGCCACAUGACAAAGUUCACAUAAUAGGUCAUUCAAUAGGAGCCCAUGUGGGUGGUUUUAUUGGGAAGAUACUAAAACACUGACGGCACUGGAUCCUGCUGGACCCUUGUGGGUCGACGAAUUAAACCAAGAUAGAUUGACCCAUAAGGACGCCAAAAUGGUAGAUGUCAUUCAUAGCGACGUUAACUGGUACGGAUAUCCCACGAGCAUCGGCGAUGUAGACUUCUAUGUCAACUUUGGAGGCAUACAACCCAACUGUGAAGGCAAGUUAUACCACCAAGUCUAAAGCUUCAUUCAGAAAAUCGCAAUUAGUGGAAUAAAUAGUAGUUUCAAUUACACUUUAUACUUUUUAGUUUACGAUCAUUCACAAUGUUUCAAAAACACAAUUAAAUUUAAUAGAAUAUCCUAGCAACAGCUAGCAUUAGUCAGUUGCAUCCAUAGGGAAAGCCUAAUAUUUAGCUUUUAAAGCAAUCAACUUUUGAUUUCUAACCACAAUUUCUCUUGACAGAAGAUAA